ACAUUAAGUCAUUCGAGUGAAAAGUGUGAACGGAACGAAUUAUCUUGAACCAAAAAAAAAAAGAAAUAAAAAAUGUUUUUCAAAACUCUCAUCGUAGCUUUGUCUAUCGUCACAGUUUAUAGUCGUGUAAUACAAGUUAAGAAUACUGGAUCGGUAUCUCUUUUAGUUUCAGUUACCGAUCAAAGUGAUAUCACAGUUUUGACAGGAUCAACCGCUCUAGUCACAGUAUCAGAUGACUUCUCUGGAACCAUAUCAGCUUUACCCGCAGAUUCUGAAAGUACUGAUAUUCCAAGGACGAAGGUUGAGUUGACAUUGAGCGUUACUCAGGACACCUAUUCAGUUUCUCUAGUUGAAGGUUUCAAUUUGAGGGCUAAGGUGAUUCCCUUGCAAGGUACCGACUGUUCCACAGCUCUGUGCUCUGCCAAUCUACUUGCUAGUUGUCCAGCUGCCAAUCAGGUGUUGAACACGUUAGGAGUUGUAGUUGCUUGCACCAAUUCUCCAGUAGUAUUCAAGACCAUCUGUCCAAAAGCAGUGGUGACCUCUGACGAUGUCGCCAACGUACUCACCUGUCAGGCUCAAUCCUACUUGAUCAUUUUCGGCUAACCUCGAGGGAUUUAGGACUUAACGAAUUUUAGGAUUUUCAAAUUGUAAAAUAUUUCAUUUAUUUUUGUACAUGUAGUAAUGCUAAUAAAAUUAUCUUGAAGUGGA
Molecule: messenger RNA, 708 nt
Organism: Anoplophora glabripennis (Asian longhorned beetle)
Lineage: Eukaryota; Metazoa; Arthropoda; Insecta; Coleoptera; Cerambycidae
Product: thaumatin-like protein
Exons: 3
Coding region: 73-603 (176 amino acids)
Biological process (GO): defense response
Cellular component (GO): extracellular region
Source: RefSeq, a predicted model, not a curated record